AUGCACCAUAGCCAUUUCCGCCAUUCCCGCAUUGAGCGGUUAAUGAGCGCCAGGCACCACCUCCAAGCCGAACUCACCGACGAUGCUAUUGACACCGGCUUACUUGAAGACCGCUCUCCGUCAGCGACUUCCAAUCUCCCUGCUACGGAUGUCAUUUCCGAUGAGACUUGCGAUCCGUCGACAAAUGCCACGUGCCUUGACCAUGAGAUGGAUGGAUUUGAUACAUCACCUCAGAAACGGGACAAGACGACACCUACUGAUACGACUGUUGUUGAGACUGUCUUGCAAGUAGUCGACACUAACUCGCAUACGCUCUGGCAGUCGACUGGUGCUGCUUUUCCCACGACUUUUUCAGAUCCUGCAGUAGGCACUUUCACUAUCCCAACAUCUGAUAGUACCACUGCGACUGCGACUGCCGCUGCUUCUGUCUCUGUUUCUGCGACACUGUCAAUAGCCACAUUACCUCCACUUGUGUCUGCCACUCAGUCGACAACCUCACUGCUUAGCGAGUCCUCAUUAAGCAGCAUCACAAAUUCGACUCAAUCUACUACGAGUACGGCUAGUACCACCAGUCGUGUUCCUUUGUCAUCAAGAUUAGUGUCUGCCAUCAGUUCUCUCGCAACUUCGACUCCUCUUGUUGCUCCAUCGACCAUAUCGUCUUCUACUUUCAACUCACCCUAUGGAUACUACUGGUCGACAUCGGAAUCCAAUUGGAGCUCCUCAACCUCCACAAGCUCAACGUACACUGUUGACUAUUCGCCCUCCUCGACAAGUUCCUAUGGAACCUCUGGCGAGACCAGCACUGAAACAGAGAGCGGUUCCACGCCAACAGCUAGUGAAACGACUGCCGCAGGAACCGGUUCAUCGAGUCAAGCUGCUAAAUCUAAAAUUGUUGGUGGGGUGGUCGGAUCGAUUGCGGGUCUUGCUCUGCUUCUGUUCCUCGUUGUCUUCCUCCUUCGUCGCCGAGGACUUCUACGUGGCAAGAAUGCGACUCAUGCUCCUCUCUCCGACGACGCAGCAAUCGGAGCUGGAAACAGAGAAAUCGCCGAACGUCGCUCAAGCAACGACCCCCUUUUCACCGCAUCAUACUUUGCCCCCGCUUUCAUGAAACGCUGGCGUCAGUCAACUCAAACAGUACGUACUGAGAGUACGAUUGACUCAAAUUCCAGCGAACGCGGUUUCCAAAAGAUUUCCGGUCGAAAGCUUCCCCCCGUGCUCACCCAUGGUGGCGAUGGAUUCGGCGGUGGCCUCGAUGGUGACUCCCCCACACUCCCAGGCUUCGCCCCUACUUCGCCAGGCCCAGGGCCAAGUGGCUCUCCCGCUUUUCAUGCACCGCCCCCUGCCUCGCCAUAUGGCAUGCCCCUCGACUCGAAUUACACCCGUGAGAUCGAGGAGCAUCAGCCGCCUGUCCGGCCCUCCCCCGUGCACCUUCCCAUCUCCAACACGGUUCCUGUCGCCACACCCGUCACAGUCACACCAGCGCAUCCUGUGGCCCAGCCUCAAAGUGCCAUUCCCAUCGUCCCGCAGCGACCAGAUGGGUUGGGCCGUAGUUUGCCGAGCUUCGACGGCAGUCGAAGCAGUCGUUUCACGGAGGGCAUCGACAUGUGA
This is a messenger RNA of Penicillium antarcticum, 1608 nucleotides long. RefSeq lists its product as uncharacterized. The coding region runs from base 1 to 1608 and encodes 535 amino acids. NCBI's taxonomy places the organism in Eukaryota, Fungi, Ascomycota, Eurotiomycetes, Eurotiales, Aspergillaceae. The record is from RefSeq and is a predicted model, not a curated record. The transcript has a single exon.